UAUCUUUUGUCGGGCCGUGGCUCCCCUCUCGCCUCAACAACCACUAAUCUAGAGGAGUUUUGGUUUGGGUUGUUAGUUACUAACGCGGCGGCUGCAGGAAGAGGAGGGACUAGCGGUGCUGCCGCAGCCUGACUUUGGCCCUGGGGGCCGUCGGAAAAGCUGCUUCAUAGCCGCCCUUACCCUGCCCCCUUCGGUCUUCCCCUUGUACUGGAGUUACUGCAGAGUCCCACAGACGACAACAGAGCGCCUCCUCUGCUGUCAACAUGUCUCAGCCAACGAAAGGCAAAAAACAUGCUGCCAAAGAGGACAGAGCGCAUGGGGCUAAAAGUACAAGUGGAGCAUCGGGGGAUAAAAAAGGAGCAGAAGCAGUGGAGAAGAAACCUGUAAAUACUAGCCUCACUGAAUCUCCCAAAACACAGACAAGUGGAACAGCUUCCAUCAGCAAGGCUCAGUCAUCUUCUCCAGUUCCCUCAAAGACACCCACUAUGAAGCCUUCUGAAGCAAAGGCUUCUUCAAGCCAGAAAAAGUCCAAUGGAUUGGAAUCCCACAAAAGGAAAAGAAACAAGAAGCAGGCAGCCCCAAAAUCCAAAGCAGAACCUGAAAAAACAUCACAGUUAACCAAGCCAGAUGAUUCAAAGACUAAACAUCCAUCAGAAGAGAAGCAAAAAGAUCCUGGAGGGGCAAAAAGCCCAAGCAAACCUUCUGUAACGGAAGCUAAGCAACCAGGUACUGGAAAAGUAGCCCCUGCUCAGAUUGACAGGUCAACAACACAGCUAACAUCGAAAGAGGAACCAAAGGUUAAAAGCGAUGACAAAUCAUUAACUACCAAGGCAGCAGUUGCAGCUGUUUGCACAGCUGGAGGCGUAACGGCUGUGGGCUUGACUACAGAGACUAAAGAAAGUAAAUCGGCAGCCGCAACUCCAGCUGUUGCAGAGAGUAAACCAGCUGAAAAGUCUGACUUAGAUGCUGCCUUAGAUAAUUUAAUAGAUACACUCGGAGGUCCUGAAGAAAAUGAACCACCUGCUCCUGAAUAUAUGGGCCCAGAAAUUUCGGACCCAAUGUCUUCCUUAUAUAUAGAAGAGUUGGGUAAACGAGAGAGCACAAUUCCUCCAGAGUACAGAAAACUCUUGGAGAGUAAAGGGGAUGGCAAAGUGGUUUCCCCACCAGUGGCAACGGGAGAAUUUCAGCCAACAAUGACAGAUGAUGACCUUGCGGAUGCUCUGUCAUCUGAUUUUACUUGCAGUGCUGUACCAUCUGCUGGAGAGAAGAAAGACAUGCCCAAAGAGAAGCCUGCAGAAGAAGGUGAACUUUUACAAGCACAGUCUACAAGUUUGGUCAGCAGUUCAGCUCCUCCUAAAGAAAAGAAACCUAAACUGGAAGAGAUGGCAAUUAGUGACAGCGCCCUGGAUGCUCUUGUGGAUACACUUGGCAUGCCAGAACCGGAACCUGAAGUAGACCUUAGCUCCAUUGUGGAAGUUGAAGAGCCAAAGGCCAAAGAAAGAAAAGAGAAGAAAGCUGGUGAACGGGAUGAUACAAUUCCUCCAGAAUACAGAUUAAAACCAGCCUUGGAUAAAGAUGGGAAGCCCUUGUUGCCAAAGCCUGAAGAAAAACCUAAGCCUCUUAGCGAAUCUGACCUGGCUGAUGAAUUUUCCAAAGAUUUUGCCUGUCCUGCUCCUCCCACAGAAAUAGCGAAACCAUCUAAACCUGCUGAUGUGUCUACGAAGCCUGAAGCUGCUGAGCUGCCAAAAACUCCCAAAGAAAAUGUGGCUUCAUCUCCUACAGUUGCUACAGUGCAGCCAUUAGCUCCAUCAGGAGUUUCUACAAAGCCUUCAGCACCUGAGCCCAAAAUAAUUUCUACAGAAGUAGUGUCUGCUGCAGCUGUUCCUUCUGUGCAGUCUUCAGCUCCCUUAGCAACUUCUCCGACUUCACAGGUACCUGAUGAAGCCCUAGAAGCCUUAUCUGGAAGUCUAGGAAAAGUAGAGCCUGACCCAGAAGAAAAAAGGCCUGCUGUGGAUAAAGUGAAGGAAAAAACAAAACAAGAGGAACGUGAGAAACUUGGGGAAGAUGAAGAAACCAUCCCUCCUGAUUAUAGAUUAGUUGAAGCAAAGGAUAAAGAUGGGAAGCCACUUUUACCAAAACCUCAAGAAAAAUCUCAGCCCCUGAGUGAAAGUGAACUUCUUGAUGCUUUGUCAGAAGGAUUUUCUUGUUCUUCAGCACCAACAUCAAAGGCUGCCCCAGGAGCUGCGCCUCAAAAAUCUACAAGUCCUGGUAAACCUGCUGUUGCAUCCACUGAAGAAGUUAUCUCUUCUGCUUCUGCUUCUGCGGUACACUCAUCAGCUCCUCUACCAGCAGCCACCCCAGGUAGGAAAGAACUUGAUGAUGCUGCAGAUCUUCUCGCAGAUUCAUUGGGACAAAGAGAACCUGACCCAGAUGAAAACAAACCACUUGUUGAUAAAAUAAAGGAAAAGGCUAAAUCUGAGCAUAGAGACAAACUUGGAGAGAGAGAUGAAACCAUCCCUCCUGAUUAUAGGCACAUUCUUGACUCAGAUGAGAAGGGUAAGCCAAUGAAGCCUUCAGGCAAGGAUGGUGAGAAACCCAAAGGACGAAAGAAGCCUGCUGAUAACUCAGCAGCUAUCGAUGCCCUUUCAGGGGACUUUGAUAAUUGUGGGAAACCUCCUGUCUUACAACAGCCUUCAUCAAAGGAUGAAAAAUCAAAAGAUGCUGCCACAUCGAAACCAGUUAGAAAGGAUGAAAAGAAAUCUAAAUCCUCCAAAAAGGCAAAGGAGCAGUCCUCUUCCAGUGCAAAAUCUGAGAAACAAAAAAAAAGUUAAAUGUUACCAGGCUUUUCAUCGCUAGUGCAAAAAGUCUUCAUUUUGCUGGUGGAUAGCUGCACUUGAACAAAAGCUGUUUUGCAGAAGCAAGAUAGUCUCCUGGGUGGUUUUUGUAUCAUGGUAUUUGGAUAUUUUGGCAUGGCAGGCAUAUUUACUAUUUUCAAUGAUGACCUUUUUCUAGCCACUUAUUUUACUAUCGUUUAUUUUGUAAUUUUCUUCAGUUUUGAGAGGGAAAGGAUGCUUUAUAUUUGUAAGAAAAGUAUUUCUAUGGAUUUAAUAGCAAUGCAAAAAAAAAAAGUCUGCAAAUUUUGCACAUAAUCUACACAUAGUGCCUGUAAAUCUCAUCAGAGUUCACAAAAGCUGUGGUUUGGGUUUUUUUGUUAGUAUAAUGAAUGCUCUAAACAUUCUGGAAUGCAUUGAGUUUUGGCUAUCGGCCUGUUUAGUUUGGUUGCCUGUAGGUAUUCAUUUGGAAGCAUAGGUGGUAAAAAGUGAAUAAUCAGAUGCUAAGAUUUUAACAUGGGAGCAGAGCAGAAGGUAUUGUUUGUCAUACUUGGCUUCUAAUAACAUAGUAUUGAAUAUGAAAAGUGCCAUUAGUAUUUUCAUUGUAAUUCUUGAGUCCUCUCUGUCACCACCUUUAUAUAUUUCUGCUCCCUCUGCCAGGCUUGCAGGAAAGACAUACAAUUGCAUCUGAACUACUAGAGAAGGAUAGUGAUGCUCUGAAAAGGACACAGUUUUGAAGUCUCUGGUUCCUUGUCUUUGACUGGCAGAACUGCACGUAGAAUUGCAAUGACAGAAUAUAUAUUCAGACAAAUUACACUGGUAUAGUCUCCUCCCAGGAAUUCAGAUGACAUAACAGCUUUCUGAUGUAUACGUACACAUCACAGUUAAUUAAUGAAGGUGCCUUCGUGAACUAAUUUGUAUGCAAUGCUUGCUCAAUUACCAUGUUUUCCUUUCCUUUAUGGUAUUCCUUGCAGUUUGAGAGAGAGAAGCUGUGGCUCCCAUAUUGGAUUCUGAUAUGCUUUGCAAUCUGAGUACAAAUUUUUCUAUAGACUUGUGGAAUAAGGUACUACUCCUUGUUUCGCGAAAUGGUCAAAUCGGCUUCUAGGUAGUUAGCUCUCUAGACUACCAUUGUCAAACAUAUAGGGCACAGUCCACCAGGAAUAUCACCUGUGAAAGCCCUUUUAAACUGCAUGGGAGUUAUACAGGACCAUGGUCAUUUUCCGCCAAAGCUCUUACUUGUUUCAAAAGGAGCAAGUGCAGGAGAUAUUCCCAGUGGAUUGCAUCUUUGAAGAACAUCAGCAUUCUGACUAUCCUUGACAAUUUGUAAGGUUAAUACUGUACUGUUUUGGGCAGUCUGUAUUAAGGUUGUCUGUCACACUAAUAAAGUUUUAGAAUGUA
Rhineura floridana is the source of this 4229-nucleotide messenger RNA. It is a transcript of the gene CAST, whose product is annotated as calpastatin. The record is from RefSeq and is a predicted model, not a curated record. The transcript is spliced from 33 exons. Bases 264 to 2831 code for a protein of 855 amino acids. Gene Ontology annotation, molecular function: calcium-dependent cysteine-type endopeptidase inhibitor activity. Gene Ontology annotation, cellular component: cytoplasm. NCBI's taxonomy places the organism in Eukaryota, Metazoa, Chordata, Lepidosauria, Squamata, Rhineuridae.